CUUAGCCAAGUCUGUGGCCAAGUUCUUUGGAGUGAUUUGGAUGUGAUCUUUUUAAGAUUUUUUCAACAAUUUUAGGCAAAUAGCGUUAAUAUUUUACAAUAAUUAUGCCUCGAAGUAAGCAUUCGGAAUCUCGUUCAAGAAGUAAGAGCACAUCUCCUCGUAGAAAGAGCAAGAAAGAUAAAAGUUAUCGGCGUAAAAGUCGGAGCAAAAGUCGUUCCCCAGUGAAGAGGCGAUCUCCAUCACCAAGUAGUUACAGACGAAAACGUAAUAAGCGGUCAAGAUCUCGCUCUCCUAGUGUAGAUAGGUUUGGAAGAACUGUUACCAAGAAAGCUGAUAAACGGAGAGAUGAAAGCAGUAGGCAAGAAGAAAUGGAAAAACAGAGAAAAUUGUAAGUGAAAUAUAUCAGUAUAGAAAUAACUUUGUUGGCUAUAAACUAUUAUAUAAUACCUUAUUGAAUUCUGAUCGUUUAAUUGGCUGUUUAUGGUCACGUGAUAUUGAAUAGAGAAUUCCAUUUCGUCAAAAUGCUUCUUGUACGGUGAUCGCAGUUUAUUUUAACCCGAUAUUCGAAACUCAGUAAAUGGGAUUUAAUGCAAAAUGUCGAAAUGGUGGGAGCUUACACUUAAACCUUUUAAUAUUAGUGUAUUUUGGUAUUAUCUAAAACAAAUAAUGAAUGUUUUUAUUCAUGCAAUGGUAAGAAUAUUUUCAUUUGGUGAAAGAUGGACCAUUGCACUCGUAAACAUUCAUUAUUUGUAUACUUUAACAGGGCUCGAAAUAACAUUCGCAACGUUCCCGAUCAUGGUGAUCGGCAAUCAGGACUUUUUGCCGAUCAAAUAAAAAUCUGGCCGAUCAGGAGCAUUUGCCCUCAUUUCCUUCAAAAAAUUCUAAAUAUGCCAGUGGGCAUUGAAUACACAUUUGAACAGGAAGUUUAACUUUAUUUCAAAUUGAAGUUUAAAUCUAUGACAUUUGUGAACUUAUAUAUACACUACUAAUAGUGUAGCUAUAUUUAACUAGUACUUACAGUAAUAAACUUUAUUUUAUUAUAACACUUUUCAAGUUUUAAUUAUACUAUUGCAUUUUUUUCACACAAAAGUAAGAAACACAGCAGCAUUAUCAAUUAAGAACUAAAACUUAUUAUUUAAUAUUAAAAGAGAAAAUUCUACUAAAAAUAAAAAAUCCUACUCAAAAAAUCCUAUCAAUUUGAAAUUAUUAUGACAAAGAUACAUUCGUUGUCAGCGGUUCGGAUUGCAGACUGUUGAAAAGACGAUAAUACUUUGUGUAAAUUUGUUUUGAUAAAAGUAAAUUAAUUACUUUAGAGCGAGAAUAGUAUUGCGGCCUUUCCUGUCGUACGACUCGUAUAAACUAAACAAAAGCUUUUCGCGUGUUUUUGAAUGCGUUUUAUAUUUUAAUUUUAUUUAUAUCUUUUAUUUGUCUUUUACCGCGUACAGAUAGCAUGUCUUUCAGACAAUGGUCAAAUAUAUUUCUUGCUGAUCAAGAUGAACGGCAACGUUGCUUCUUCGCCGAUCAAAAACAACUUCCUGCCGAUCAUUGAUCGUUGAUCGGCCGUUAUUUCGAGCCCUGCUUUAAUAUGCUGGCUUUAUGCGGUUUGACUAACUCACAGGCGUUUGUUGCAGGGGUUAUGAUUAUUGUGAAUGUUAGGGUUUUAUUAAGAGAUUACGACAUGGGAUACCAAGUUGAUUGACAUCACCCGCAACGAACCCUUGGGCGUAAAAAAACAACCUGUGGUUCCAGUUCCCGACCGACCCUAUUUUUUUCUGCCGACCCUAUUAUUUUUUCAACGUGAUUGUCUGUGCGACCCUAUUUUCUCCAGGUGGUUGUGGGCUGCUCAUACAGCGUGCCAAAAUGGCGUCUGUUGUCACACUAAUUAUUGAACCAAAUUGCCUAAAUUCAUCCAUAGGAAAUAUGCAUUAUUGAUGUCGGGACUCUACUGCAAAUCGCCCAGCAAAAAACCGCGAAAACCAUGAAAAAAAUAUUCAAACUGACCCUAAUUUUUUUCACGAUAUGAAACCGGAACCACAGGUAUAUUUUUUUACGCCUUGCGAGGUAGUCAAACCCAGUUUUAUGUUGUAACCAAGUGCUGAUCAACCCCACAAUACUGAAGAUACACCAGUACGUGAACAAGGUCACACCCAGACUUGGGUACAGGCUAUUACCACUGUAAUAUUUCCAGUAUCACAAAGUGUUCACUUCGAAUUUCGAAAGAACAUCUUAUUAUUGUCAUAACUUUAUUAAUUUACCAUUAUUUUUACCUAAGUUUUGUCUGACUUAGGGCCUGUUCAUAUGGGCAAAAGUUAUCCCGGUUAACGAGAGAACUUUUCGACUAGCCAAAUACUUUUGUUCUGUUCAUAUGGAGAAACUUUAUCCCGCUUACCGGGUAAAGUUUUCGGCUGUGACGUGGCACUGAACAUCAAUUGAAUUGAAAAGUUGCUGACAUGACAGAAAGUUAUCCCGCUAAGCGGGAAAGUUGCGUUCAUAUGGGAAAACCAUUAUCCCGGUCACCGAGAUCUCGCCUGUCAACAAACGAGAUCUCGGUACACGGGAAGACUUUUCAUCUCAUAUGAACACAGUGUAACUUUUCAUAUUAUUUUCGUAACAAGGCGAGAUCUCGCUUGUAAACUUGUCGAAAAGUUUUCUCGCUAACCGGGAUAACUUUUGCCCAUAUGAACAGGCCCUUAAGUAGACAAAAGUAGUAAAAGUUAAGACUGAAAUCAGCGAUUAAUUUAAAAAUGGCAAGAACACUGUUUACACCAAAAAGCUGCAUGCCUAAAACUAUUUGUUAUACAGCAGUAUGCUAAGAAUUUCUGAAGUCCAUGCUGAAGAUCUUUGGCAUAUGGCACUGUAAGAGCACCCUGGUUAGCAUAGUGUUGUCCACUUUCCUAGGGCGAAAUUAUAGAAUACCCAUCCACUUUUCUUUUUUCACUGAAAUACACAAAGAGGGGUUAUGCCACUUCUACACACUGAGCUGAUUUCCAUUGUUUCUGGAUGUACUGGUAUUGGCAGGUGUAUCUGAAAGAAAUCUAGUACUAAAGUUAUAAAAUAGUCAACCAUUAAAGGGGCAGUAUGAUCAAGAUUUUUAUUUUCUUAAACGAAAGUGCUCGUAAAACUGUAUAAUAAUUUGUUUUGAAGAUUUUUGUUCCCAUGCUUAGUUCUUGAGAUAUUUCAUUUUGUUUGUACUGUAACCAUGUGACGUCAUCUACUCAAUUACAUAUAUAAUGAGAUAUCAGUAAUUGUUGUGUAUAUCUUUGCUAUUUUUAUCAAAAUAUUUUGAAAGAUGCGGCGUGUUUGUUAAUUUAACCUGCAUCAUUAAGCAUACUGUGUUUUUUAACAAAUUGAUAAAAAAUAGCAAAGAUACACAACAAUUACACAUAUAUAAUGAUAUAUGUAAUUGAGUAGAUGACGUCACAUGGUUACAAACUAAAGAAAUAUCUCAAGAACUAAGCAUGGAAUUUGAUGGAAACAAAAAUCUUCAAAACAAGUUAUUAUACAGUUUUACGAGCAUUUUCGUUUAAGCUUUGGUUUAAGAGAAUAAAAAUUUUGAUCAUACUGCCCCUUUAAACACACACUGAUAUACUGCUACAGGCUUUUGCUCUAUUGCUACAGCAGAACAGGCCUUCUUUAUUGAGAAAAAUAUCUUUAUUUUAUCAUUGUAUGAAGAAUAAUAUUUGGUUUUAAAUUCCCUAGGUAUGAUAGAUUCAUGAUAAUGCAUGUAUAAUAGUGAUAAAUACUGGGUAUGAUCAGCUCACAGGAUAUGCUAUAGAAUUUCUGAAUAUUUGCUGCAUUUUUAGGGGGUACACAAUAUCUUUUGUGGUAUUCUAACUAGACUACAAUUAGGAUGGAAAUUCGGAGCCCAAGGUUCAAAAAUUAACCUUGAAACAAAAUAAUGAUGACAUGCAUGAACAAUAUAAAUUGUAACAAAUUAAAGGCAACCAAGGCAGUGUGCAACAAGCAACGUUCUUGCUCAAGAAUAGCCUAUUUAAUAAAGCUGAGAGUUAUUAAAAAGUACUGAUAUUUACAAAAUAUUUGUUGUUACUGCUACAUAUAUAAAGAAACUAUUAAUCUUUCUCUUGAAUUUUUUGAGUUCAGAUUUUUUGAGUUCAACAAAAUUUAAAUUUUAACAUGCUGUUUCUUUGAAAAUUUUAAGUUUAGCAAGAAAAAAACAUUAUCUAAGUGUCAUUUUCCAGUUGUUCUGUUAAAAUUAAAACUGUGAAAUAUUGCAUUAAGUAUACACAUAAUUAAAUAGUGCCAAUAUAAAGGUCCAUACAGACCGGACUCGAUUCGACAACGCGACGCGAAUUUUUAGUUUUUAAAAACAAAUAAAACCGAGAUAUGCAGACUAAAAUUGCUUAAUUAAGUGGUUCCGAAUAUUUGAAAAACAUAGAAAAAUAUUGAAGUUAGAUGUCAUUGAAAAUUCGCGUCGCGUUGCCAAAUCGCGUCCAGUCUGUAUGGACCUUAAGUCGAGCGAAAAUGAGCACCACAUGAAUUUAAGUAAGUAAGGUAUGGAUUUCAAUGUGUAUGUUACUGAAGAGAAUCAAUGAAACAUUCUAGGAGGGCAGCAGAACGUCAAAAAAUGAUUGUUGAAGAGGAGGUAGCUAAGAAAGUCGAAGAAAUGGUUGCUAAACGUGUUGAAGAAGAACUUGCUAAACGUAAAGAUGAAAUAGAACAAGAAGUACUUAGGAGAGUUGAGGAAGCUAAAUCUGUAAUGGAAAAACAAAUACUGGAGGAAUUUGAGAAAAAGAGAUCCGAAGAACAAGAAUUCCAACAGAAAAAGGAGGUAAUGUGCCUGCUACAUUAUUGUUGACAUUUGCUUUAGAAGAUUCUUAUCCAUAGUCAAUAUUGCCAUUGUUUGCAUAUGAAGAUGAACAGCGAUGGAUAAAACAUUGUUUAUUGGGUCGUUCUACUAUGGAGGAAUUUCUGCCUAUGAAAGGAGAGGGAAAUAAUCCACAACUUCUGUAAUUAGUAAAUGUACUGGGACAUCAGAUGUGGGGAGGGGAGGUAACUUCCAAUUAACAUGUUUUGUGGAAUGAUUCAUUCUCAUGUAAAAGAUUUUAAAACAUCAUUGUCCAGUUAAUCAUAUUAAAACCUGUUAAAUGCUCUAGACAAAUGUUACGUUUUGUGUGAGCAUAGAAAAUGUCUUUAUCUGCAAUUGUAUAUUCAUCCUUAGAUGCAAAUGAUGGCAUCCAUAGUGUUUCAUCUAUCGAUAGUUAAUAGAAAUAUAUGUAUGACCUAUCACAACCAUCAUUUACUUACUUAUAAAUUGUAUGAUUCUAUAGAACAGUAAUGUUUUUUAUUCACAAAUCAGAAACAUAUACUUUCUUGCCGACCACCAAAACAUUAAAUUUCCUUGCACAAAAAUCCAUAUAGAAAGGCAGUUAAUUGCCAUUACAGAGCAAUGAUGGCAUAUCUUAUUUUCUUUCCUGACAUUAACAUCUAUACAUUAUAUAAUCUUUGAACUAUCUGGCCCUAAUAUUUAUUUUGAAAGUUAACUUUUGUUAUAGCUUUGUUUUGAAAUUUAUUCCGAAGUAAGCAGUGCGCAGAAACGCUUCUUCAAAGUCUUUGUCGUGAAGACAUUUUUAAAUGCAUUUUGGAUUGGUGAGUCCCACUUCUGAAAUGAACUGAACUGAAAGGACAAUAAUAUUCUGACGAACUUUCAGGCUUACUCAAUUCAAACGGUUUAAACUGUCUACAAGUAAUUCAUUUGCUCAUUCCCAUAUCCUUCUAGAAAUUUAGCAGAUUAUGGAACUUCUCAACUGGUUUUAGGAAAGUUUCAAUUUGCGCUGCUUUAAUGUAUGUAUUGGAAAAAGUAGAAAAUUGGCAGUUGGUCAGUUAAAGGGAUGUACUAUAGUAGUAAAGCAUGAAAGGAGAAUUUCAACAAUGUUUGAAAGUUAAUACUUUAUUAGCUUUCCAAGGUAUUAGUUUUAAACCUGAUUCGAAUAUUACAUACCCUGCAUUGAGUGGUAAAAUUGUUUUCUGAAGUUCUCCAUAUUUUCUCAGUCCAUACGAAAGGGAGCUGCUGAUUAAAGGUUAUUAUACUGAACAUAUAGAUUUUUUAUUACGUGGUGUAAUUUGUAUAGACAUUAUUUAUGAACAACAAGUUUGAUGUUCUUUGGUGAGCACAAGUCUUUUUACUGUACGUCAAAUUUUGCGUAUUUGAUGAAUGUGAAAAAGGACUGCUGGGGCUCGUCAGACAUUGAUUAAUGGGCUAUCACUGUGGCUGUUUUAAUAUGAGUGCAUUGAUGUACUGUAAUUGUCUGGUAUUUCGCAACGGAGGCCUGUUAAUUGACUAGUAUUGUUGUUCUGAAUAACGUCUGUAUAAGACUAGAUAAUAGUGAGUAAAAACGUUUUUAUUGGCUAAAUAACCAGGCCUGCAUUGAAAUAACCAGUCCUAAAAACAUGGGCUUAUAUGUAGCAUAUGAUCUGGCCUGGUUGCAUAGCAGAAGAGUGUAUGGGUCAGUUGCAAUACUUGAUGACUGCAAAGGUAAUAACAAAGGAUGAAAAUAUUUCAUGUAAUUGUGGAUGUAACUGUUCUAUAAAAUUAUUUAGGAGCAAGAACGGAAAGAACGUGAACGGUUGGAAAAAAUAAUUGAUUCGAAGAAUGCUGAAAUUGAUGAAAUAAAACAUAAACUGGUAAGUCAUGAAAUUAUACAUUGGUAUAAUUAUGGGGGAUUUUCCCGCGAACUACUGUUUAUGCGUGCAUGUAAAAGUGUUUUCUUUUCAAAGGUAAAGCCACAGCUUUUUUGAUGAUACUGUAGUUUGGUUUUUACAAUGUAGUUAUAAAAUAUAAGGCUUCAAUUAAAAUUUAAAACGUAAAGUAAAUAGACCUUGCAUUCGAUGCAUUGUCUUCUAAUAAAGACUAAUUAUAAAUUGCAAUAGUAAAAUUGAAGAACUGACUGUAGGCUUUAUCACUCAGCAUAAACAGUUGAAUAUCUUACGUUAGCAGUAGUUCAAUCAGAGCCGCCGAGAGGGGGGGGGGGGGGCAAAUUGCCCCGAGGUGCUGGGGGCCCCUGAAAAUUUUUUGUUGGGCCCCCGUCUUUUUUCUGUGUUAAAUAUUUCCGCGCAAAGGACAACAUAUCUGUUUUAUUGGGCUAAGUACCAAAAUUAGGUAUAGAAAAAUGAGAUAAAGUCCCUUGAAAGUGUGUGCAACGUACCCCGGGUCCCCGCCAACCUCUCUGCGGCACUGAGUUCAAUCAUGCCAAAAAUAAAGAAUGUGGAUAAAACUUCUGAACACUCCAUGAUUAGUAUGAUAUGACCAAAUAUCCCACUAUCCUUUGCGAUAUAGAUAACUAUUACAGCUUUGGAAGUUGAAAUUAUGAAUAAUUAAUUGCACGUGUGUAAUGCUGAGUGUAUUGUCAUUUAUAUACAGUAGUAUAUAGCUAUAAACGUUCUGCUCGCUGGAUGGUGAUGCAUUUAUAUUGUAUAGGAGCGUUAUAUCCGUUUAGUGGCUGAGCUGCGACUCCUUUAAUCCAGCAUGCUAAUAUGUUUUGCUUUCUAUACUUCAGUGGUCACUCCUUAAAUCCCCAAACUGAUCAGGAUGCUUAAUUUUGUUAUAAAUGAAGGUUCAAGCGACAGUUUAAAGUGAAUGAAGAUGUUAUGUCGUACACUGGCUCAAAUUAAUGAGCUCGUGCAAAGGUUUGAUCUAAAAUUUAAAAAAGGGCCGACCUUAGCGUUGCCUGCAGAACUGCGAGCUAUAUGGUGGAGUUGCAGGUAAACUCCUUUAGCUUCGGCUUAAACAAUGUUGCCUUGUUUAAAAGUACUUCGUGUUUAUUGUUCUUUGAUGAGGCUAAAACUGUCUUAUGAUUAAUAAAUUCGUCAUCACUAUUCAAGUACAACACAUGCCAAACAACUGCAAGUUUCGUAUGUAUUAAAUCACAUUACACAGCCAGUGAAAAUACAUUUCACCUUUCGUGAAGAAAUUUCAUUAAGACGGCAAAAUCGUUCAUUAGGAUCCGACCAUGAGCAAUAAACCGAACGUUUUAAACGGGGUAAGUAUAGGCAACAUUCUAAAGCGGCAGACCCUAUAAAGUUGAUACCCAAACACCCGAUUUGGGUAUCAAUUUCCCGUUUGUAAUCUAAAAUGACUGAAAAUUGCAAACUUCGCAGGGCUAUAUUAUCCGCAUUUUACAACAUUUCGUAACGAAACUUUGGAAUAUUACUAAUUUUGUGAUGCUCUUUUAAGCUGUGAUGAAAUUUUUGCUAGAUCAAAAUUUUAGUUAUAAGGUUAAAGGUCCAUUCGGUCCUUAAUGCAUGUCUGUUCAUUCUAAAACUUAAAUAGAAAAUAGAAGUUGAUCUACACAAGAUCUCUGGAAAAAUGUGUAACAAUCUGUUGGGAAGUUUGUUUGAAGUUUUUCGAAGAUUGAGCUGAUGGCUUUUGAACAACAGGGGUACAAGGGAGUUUCAUUGAUUAUGAUCAGAAAUGGAACAUCCCUUUCCUGACAUCUUGGGGAUUCUACGUUUUGUUUACACAUGUCUAUUGGUAUUUCCAGGCAGAAGAACGGCUCACAAUGGUCGCGGAGAAGAGACGGUUAAUUGAGGAAAAACGUAACGCCGAGGAGGAAAUGAAAAAACAGGAGAAACGGGCACAAGAGGUCAUACUCAAUAAAACUAAAAGUGCAAGACCUAAAUUAAGUUUCGGUUUUAGGUCAAAAGACGGUUUCUAGGUGAUCGACAAGGAAGGAAAUCUAUUUAUGUCUGUUUUUUUGUGGGGACUGUUUGGGGUUGAGAAAUAUUUAUAUUUUAUUCUUACCUUUUCAGUUUUAUAGAAACAAUUGUAUAUAUUAAUAUUAUUGUAUGUCGUAUGUGUAUGAAUGUCCAGAUUAAAAUCUAACUUUAAUAGUAUGAUCGAUUUGCAUUAUAGUAAUAGUUGAUUUCCUUAGGCUUUAUUUGCACGAUGGAUUAAAAUCUAACUUUAAAAUAUAAUCGGUUCGAGUUAAUAUACGUUGUUGCAAUAAGCUUUAUUUGCAAAUCAAAUAUUGUACGAAAAUCCUGUCAAUUUCUGUAUUGGUAACAAUUGAUAAAC
This is a messenger RNA of Paramuricea clavata, 9031 nucleotides long. The record is from the annotation of a GenBank genome assembly. NCBI's taxonomy places the organism in Eukaryota, Metazoa, Cnidaria, Anthozoa, Malacalcyonacea, Plexauridae.